CCUGGCACCCAUGUCGUCAUUUCCCUGAGCUGUCGCUGCACGAAGCUGGAGUAGGAAAGAAAAGAGACAGAGGGAGGGAGGAAAGAAGAGAGGGAGAGAGAGAGAGAGGGAGAGUUCAGCCUAGAGACGCAAUUCUCGUCCCCACGGCUUGGCGCCAAUCUGGCGAAAAAAAAGUAAACAUCGAUAUACGUGAAAGUCGCGAGUGGAUUCACUUGUGAUCCACGGGUUAUUUGUGCCUUUGUUAGCUACAUAGCUAGCAUUUAGCUAGCACUCUUAUCAAUCUCCACAACAAGCCCCUCUCACACAAAUUGAUUUACAGCAAGCUGGCCAAGAUCUAAAGAAAGAUAACUAAGCGCUAGACCGUUUCCUCAAGGUGGUCGUUUAAUACUUCAAAAUGGGGAGAAAGUCCAACAAAGCGAAGGAGAAGAAGCAGAAGCGUCUGGAGGAGAGGGCGGCCAUGGACGCCGUGUGCGCCAAGGUGGAGGCAGCCAACAAGCUGGACGAUCCACUUGCUGCAUUCCCAGUGUUCAAAAAAUUCGACAGAAAUGGAUUGAAUUUGCAGAUCGAGUGCAAGCGGGUUGCUGGUCUCCCUCCCCCUACAGUAGAGUGGGCCUACGAGCUGACCAGAGCCAACAUGCAGACACUCUAUGAGCAGAGCGAAUGGGGCUGGAAAGAGAGGGAGAAGAGAGAGGAGAUGAAGGACGAGAGGGCGUGGUAUCUGCUGGCCAGCGACGGUGACUCUGCCCCCAUGGCCUUCUCCCACUUCCGCUUCGAUGUGGAGUGUGGCGAAGAGGUGCUCUACUGCUAUGAAAUCCAGCUGGAGUCGCGGGUACGGAGGAAAGGGCUGGGAAAAUUCUUAAUUCAGAUCCUGCAGCUCAUCGCCAACAGCACACAGAUGAAGAAGGUGAUGCUAACGGUAUUCAAACACAACCAUGGGGCAUACCAGUUCUUCAGGGAAGCUUUACAGUUUGAGAUCGAUGACACUUCACCCAGCAUGUCCGGCUGCUGUGGCGACGACUGUUCCUAUGAGAUCCUGAGCCGGCGGACGAAGCACGGGGAGGCCUCGGGACACGGGCACGGAGGCGGCCACUGUGGCGGCUGCUGCCACUAGCUGUAGCACUCUCUCCUGCUCACCUACACACACACACACACACACACACACACAUAUACGCACGCACGCACACACACACACACGCACGCACACCGCUUCCUCAUCAUUACGCCUUCUAAUAGAGAGAGACACAAUCGCACCCGUCCCCCCCAAUCGAAUGUGCUCUAUCCAAAACAUAUCUCCUGUCCAGAGUGGUCUUUUGAUCUUAACCUAAAUGCCGCCAUUGUCACCCUACCCCCUAUCCAACCCCUCACCCCAAAUAUGUCAUGCUAUGAACUUUUGGUUUAAAAAUCACACUUUUGGUACAACUCUGCAAAAAAAAAAACCUUCAAUAUUGUAGUGUUUUAUCCUUGUUAGGUGUAGGUCUACUAAGCAAAACCUACUGUUGGCAGUUUAGUUUUUAAAUCUCCUCAGGAAACUGCAUAUUAACUUCUGCUCGAAAAAGGAAUGCUGAAACGGUAAAGUCUCUAGAAAGCUGUUAGUGUGAUCGCGCAGGUAUGUGUGAUCGAAUUUACCACACAGCUUUCCAUUGAUGAUUUUCUGUGAAUGUUCCUUCAGGAUAUAAUCAUAUGAAAUAGGUCAUUUAAGCAGGUCAGCUUGCCAGAGUGUUGCAUGGCUCAUGGUAAGCAGUGAGUAUAUUAACUGACUCUCUACAUUGUCAACUGCUAAGACCCUCAAACUUGUCUCUGUCUCAGGUCACUUGCAAUCAAACCCAAACUCGAUGUAUUUUAUAAAACAGGUGUUUUUUGGGGAGAGGCGUGCUGAUGUUUCAACAUUUUUGAUGAAGUGGUUGAGAUGUGGCGUGGGCGCAAAGAACAAUUAGUUUAGACGGUCUACAUUAUUUUUUUAAUAUUUCUUUCACAUGCUUUUAUUAUUUUAUGUUAAGAAGUUUUCCUGUGUUGUUUUGCCAUAUUCAUUCUAUUUGCCUUCUCUGAUUAAAAAAAAUACUUAAUCUUUGGAAAAGUCAAAAAAAGAAAGUCAAGCGAAAUGAGACUUUUGUGUUGAUGGUGGUACAGAAAGGGACUAGUCUUUUUUGGUUUCUUAAGUGUUAUAUUUUAAUGUUACAAAUAAAGAUCAUUUCCUUGAUUUGAGAA
Engraulis encrasicolus (European anchovy) is the source of this 2205-nucleotide messenger RNA. RefSeq names its product N-alpha-acetyltransferase 40, NatD catalytic subunit (gene naa40). The transcript is spliced from 8 exons. Lineage: Eukaryota; Metazoa; Chordata; Actinopteri; Clupeiformes; Engraulidae. The coding region runs from base 395 to 1111 and encodes 238 amino acids. The record is from RefSeq and is a predicted model, not a curated record. Gene Ontology annotation, cellular component: nucleus. Gene Ontology annotation, molecular function: histone H2A acetyltransferase activity; histone H4 acetyltransferase activity; protein N-terminal-serine acetyltransferase activity.